ACUAUUUCCAAGUUGUAGCCACAACCACAGAAAGAGAAAGAGAGAGAGAAAGAACAACGUAAUCAAUCACAAACACACAAGCCAUGAACCAAACCAAAACCUCCACCGACGAUAAAAACACCAAACCAGCUUCAUGGACAACCGAAACAAUCAACGGUGGAUCCUUUCGCCACGUUGACCUCAACACCGGAACCAACGGCUGGUCAACACCACCAGGUAACGUCUUCCCUCUCCGUUCCCAAAACUACUUCACAACCAAACAAAAAACUCCCGGCGGAGACUACCUCCUCUCUCCCGCCGGCGUAGACUGGCUCAAAUCCACAAAAAAACUAGACCACGUCCUCUCUCGUCCAGACAACCGUGUAGCACACGCAAUCAAAACCUCCCAAUCUCCUAACAGCUUCAUCUUCGCCGUAAAUCUCCAGACCCCAACCAAAGAACAUUUUUACAGCUUGGUCCUCUACUUCGCAACACAAGAACCAGUCCCUUCAGACUCGCUCCUCCACAAACUUAUCAACGGAGAAGACGACACGUUUCGUGACGAGAGGUUAAAGAUUAUUAGCAAUGUAGUGAAAGGUCCUUGGGUUGUUAAAGCAGCGGCUGGCAAGUUUGGUGCGUUCGUUGCUGGCAAAGCUUUGAAGUGUAGUUACUACAGAGGAGCUAACUAUUUCGAGAUAGAUGUUGAUAUAAGUAGCUCGGCGAUCUUGACGGCGCUUGUUAGGUUUAUGUUGGGGUACGUUACGAAUUUGACGAUUGACAUAGGUUUUGUUGUGGAGGCGCAAACGGAGGAUGAGUUGCCGGAGAGAUUGAUCGGUGGUGUUAGGAUUUGUCAUAUGGAGUUAGCGUCUGCGUUCUUGGUUGAUGAUGAUGAGAAGAAGAAGGAUGAUGAUAUUGAUUUGCAACAACGGCGGAGAAUGAUGGGUGCGGCGGAAGGAGAGAACACGGUGAGGAUGUGAUUGAGAAACGAAGUCAAUGUUUUUAUUAUUAAAUAUAUAAAUUGAUCUGAGUUGUAGAAAGAUAGUUUAAUAUUUCAGUUAUUUUGUUUCCACGAUGAGAACAAGGUUUGAGAUUCUUUUUUUUGUGUUUGACUUUGUUUUGUGGACUAAAGAAAUUUUUAAUAAGGA
Molecule: messenger RNA, 1124 nt
Organism: Camelina sativa (false flax)
Lineage: Eukaryota; Viridiplantae; Streptophyta; Magnoliopsida; Brassicales; Brassicaceae
Product: protein ENHANCED DISEASE RESISTANCE 2-like
Source: RefSeq, a predicted model, not a curated record